GUUUCUUAGUGGUUAGAAAAAUUUAUUUUGUUGAUUUAACACAAUUCAAUGUUAUUUAUUAUGGUUAUUUGAUAAAAGAAAAAUGACUAGUAGACAGAUCAUUUCAUUGUGAAACAGCAUGCAAGCAACAUAGCAAUUUCGAGACCCGAAUGAAUACCAUUCCUCGUUGAGGGUUGUGUGAACACUAUAAGCCAAAAAGGAAUAGUCAUUAGCAGCUUACGUGUAUCUGUCUAAUAUUGCUUUAAGUCCUAAAUACACAUUCCAAGGCAUGGGUUAUGGUCCGGAGAACCCAAUCACUAGUUGGAUACGAUCUGUGCGCAAACUCCAGUUAAAUAAAUUGUUUUUGCGUGUAUUUUCUUCUGGUGUAAUGUAUGGUACAGUACUUGCAUUGGCCUCACAGCGGUAAAAAGGGUUAAUCAGAUAAAUCACUCCGGUGUCUCCACCUUUAGGACGUCACACACUCUUGAAGAGGGUCCUCUGGAUCCCCUGUUGAGGUAUGCCCUGCACAAUAAGAAAUGUGAAAUCAGACGUAGCGCUGUCAAGAAGAGGUUGUACGCUGCCUGCGUAUUUGUAGGGAAAAACUAACACCAGCUUCCUACGCAAGACAUCUGGGAAGUGAGCAGCAAGAAAGCGUUCUUUGGGGAUAACGCACAAUACACUUAUUCUGGAGUUGUAGUCUGCUUCCUUUGCUAAUCUGGCUGUGGGACUCGAUCAAUACGAAGAAAACUCGUCCUCAUAUAUUUACCAACAAUUUCCUUUGAGUGCAACAUCUUGAAUGUAGAUGAACUGUCUUUGCGUUUUACCUUGUAGGCGAGAUAUUUCACACGAAAAACAGGUCCUGAAGAUGCAGUUAGAAAUAAGGUUAUUUACAUGGGUAUCAGUUUCCUUUUGUCUUUAUACUUGGAAGGAGUAAACCAAAACAGAGCAGCAAGUCUUUUGCCUUGUUCCAACAGUAACGUGCUUUAUCAAAAGAUGAAUCAAUUUGUCAUAAGAGUGAUGUCACUGUACAGUGUAGUUCUCUGCUGUGCCUCCUUUUUCAGAUCAGUGUUGAGCCAGGACAAAACAAGAACACAUGCAGAGGAGCGUCUCUUCAAGCAGUUGUUUACUGGCUAUAACAGAUGGUCCCGUCCUGUACCGAACAUCUCAGACAUUGUCAUUGUCAAGUUUGGUUUGUCUAUUGCACAGCUAAUAGAUGUGGAUGAGAAGAAUCAAAUGAUGACAACGAAUGUGUGGCUUAAGCAGGAAUGGAAUGAUUACAAACUACGCUGGAAUCCUGCAGACUUUGAUAAUGUCACAUCCAUCAGAGUCCCUUCUGAAAUGAUCUGGAUUCCUGACAUUGUUCUCUACAACAAUGCAGAUGGGGAGUUUGCUGUGACUCACAUGACAAAAGCUCAUUUAUUCUAUAGUGGGAAGGUGAAGUGGGUACCUCCAGCCAUUUAUAAGAGCUCCUGCAGCAUUGAUGUGACUUUCUUCCCCUUCGAUCAGCAGAACUGCAAGAUGAAGUUUGGAUCAUGGACAUAUGACAAAGCCAAGAUUGAUUUAGAAAGCAUGGAGAAAAGUGUCGACCUCAAGGAUUACUGGGAGAGUGGUGAAUGGGCUAUUGUCAAUGCUGUUGGAACUUACAACACCAAGAAGUAUGACUGCUGCUCUGAGAUCUACCCGGAUAUAACAUACUAUUUCAUCAUCCGGAGGCUUCCUCUCUUUUAUACUAUCAAUCUCAUCAUUCCUUGUUUGCUGAUCUCUUGUUUGACAGUACUGGUGUUCUACUUGCCUUCUGACUGUGGAGAAAAGAUAACACUUUGUAUCUCAGUACUUCUGUCCCUCACUGUUUUCCUACUGCUGAUUACGGAAAUCAUUCCAUCUACAUCACUAGUGAUUCCACUGAUUGGGGAGUACCUUCUCUUCACCAUGAUCUUUGUUACUCUGUCUAUUGUCAUCACAGUAUUUGUAUUAAAUGUUCACCAUCGUUCACCAAGUACGCACAAGAUGCCCAAGUGGGUAAGAACAGUUUUUCUUGAUUUUAUUCCUCGUUGGCUUUUUAUGAGACGACCAGAUCCAGGAGGUGAGACCUACAUUAACCACUAUGAUGCAUCAUCAGAUAUAAAACUGAGUACAUCCAAGUACUGGCUGGAGACUGAUGUAGAUGAUAAAUGCGGAGACCUUGAAACGGGUAUACACCCCUGCCACAUGCGGCAGAUAGGAUCACAUAAUUUCAAUGACCAGUGUCAGUACCAUUCUACAAGACAGACAGCAGCUAGAAUCAACUCCACAUUAAGGUCGGCUGUGACUGAAAACCUGGUUUCAGACUCAAGCUUGAAACUAUCCCCCAGUAUUCUGAAAGCACUAGAGGGAGUGCAUUACAUAGCUGAUCACCUAAGAGCAGAAGAUGCAGAUUUUUCGGUCAAGGAAGACUGGAAGUAUGUUGCCAUGGUGAUUGACCGCAUCUUUCUCUGGAUGUUCAUCAUUGUCUGCUUGCUGGGAACUGUAGGACUCUUCCUACCACCCUUGCUUGCUGGAAUGAUUUAAGUUAUUUCUUUUUCUGGCAAAUGGAUUCCUGCCUGUCUGCAGUUUGCUUCAUUAUCGGUUUAAAUGAGUACAUAUGGACAGAAUUUGCAACACAGAAAAGCUUUACACUUUGAUCUGAAACUGGUCUCUCACUGUAAAAAUGGAAUGUUAGAAAUGUCUUUCAUUGACAGAUAUGAUUGCAAUAUGGCCGCCAUUCUGUGUGGCCAAACAGACUAACAAAGUUUUCUGUUGCAGGACCUGCAUCAAAUUGUUCAAUGAAAAGUCUCACUAAAAGGUUUUAAUAAUUUAAUUUAUAACUCUUAAAAUGUAGCACUCAUUUUAGAUAACCUGAAAAAUUAUAUGCAGAAAGAGAGAAUUAUUUUUUCUAGCUAAUUACUGAUUUCAUUCAUUGCUUUAAGUAGUUUUGAAGAAGAUAGACUUCAAUAUAUUUAUUAUAUCAGGUGAACAUUGCAUUAUGUCUUCUUCCAAGUGAGGACAUAUGGGUCUAUGUAAUUUGAACAGAUGCCUCAAAAUUUGAGAAUUCUAUGUUUCUAAAUAAAAUACAUGAUAAAUGCACUCUUUACACAAUACAGAGAAUCCACUAAUAAAAUAUUACUUUAUUCAGA
Molecule: messenger RNA, 3131 nt
Organism: Protopterus annectens (West African lungfish)
Lineage: Eukaryota; Metazoa; Chordata; Ceratodontiformes; Protopteridae
Gene: CHRNA2
Product: cholinergic receptor nicotinic alpha 2 subunit
Exons: 7
Coding region: 871-2526 (551 amino acids)
Biological process (GO): monoatomic ion transmembrane transport; signal transduction; chemical synaptic transmission
Cellular component (GO): postsynaptic membrane; synapse; neuron projection
Molecular function (GO): acetylcholine-gated monoatomic cation-selective channel activity; transmembrane signaling receptor activity
Source: RefSeq, a predicted model, not a curated record